Messenger RNA from Dendronephthya gigantea, 4100 nucleotides. RefSeq names its product serine/threonine-protein phosphatase 6 regulatory ankyrin repeat subunit B-like. The transcript is spliced from 4 exons. The record is from RefSeq and is a predicted model, not a curated record. Gene Ontology annotation, molecular function: ATP binding; protein kinase activity; RNA nuclease activity. Lineage: Eukaryota; Metazoa; Cnidaria; Anthozoa; Malacalcyonacea; Nephtheidae. Gene Ontology annotation, biological process: RNA processing; protein phosphorylation. The coding region runs from base 243 to 3821 and encodes 1192 amino acids.
CCUUAUUUUGUGAGAAUUCCUAUUGACUCAUAUAUUUAUUUCUUAUUAUCGUCGCUAUUGGAUUUGAAGAAUGGAAUAAACUCAAUAAGCUCCAUAAGACCACAGUGAUUUGAAGCUCUGCAGACAAAGAUGGCUCGGGCGACUCGGGAGGAGAUAAAGUCGAGAAAAAUAAGCGAUGUUGGUAGAGACCCAAGAGCAAGUGGGUACAUCAAUAUCUGUGAAAAAGAGGAAAUCUGAUCAUAAUGGAUCGUGGAUCUGAUCAUAAUUUGCAAAGUGACGGAACUACUCUUCAUAGUGCGGUACUGACUGGUUCAUUAGAGGAAGUUAGACGUUUGGUUGAAAAUUGUGACGCUGAUAUAAAUUGUACUGUUGAAUCUGGUGAAACAGUUUUGCAUUAUGCUGUUUCUGUUGGUGUACUAGACAUUGUCGAAUAUUUCCUUGAAAACGGCGUUUGUGUACAUGGAAAAGGUACUUACGGUAGAACGGCUCUGCACGUUGCUGUCGAAAAACGUAUGCUUGGCAUAGUAAAAUGCUUAGUUGAACAUGGAGCCGAAGUAAACGGAAAGGAUACUGACGGUAUGACAGUUCUUCACAUUGCUGUUGCCACAGGUUCUUUACGCAUUGUCAAAUAUUUAGUUGAAAAAGAUGCUGAUGUAAAUAGUAAGAAUACUGACGGUAGGACAGUCUUGCACAUUGCUGUUGCUGCAGGUCAUUCAGACAUUGUUAAGUAUUUAGUUGAAGAAGGUUCUGAUGUAAAUGCCAAGAAUAAUCGUGGGAAGACAGUUUUGGAAGUUGCUGCUAUCAAAGGUGCACUAGAUAUUGUAAAAUAUUUAGUUGAAAACGGUGUUAAGGUGAAAACAGGCAAUGAUAAUUGGGGGAACGCAGCACUGCACGCUGCUGUUCUUUUUCUUCACUCUGACAUUGCCGAAUAUUUAGUGAAACAGGGUGUUGAUGUAAACAGCAAGGAUACUGAAGGGAGGACAGUUCUUCACACUGCGGUUGCUCAAGGUAAACUUGACAUUGUGAAAUAUUUAGUGAAACAAGGUGCUGACGUAAAUGGAAGAGAUAUUAAGAAGAGAACUGUUCUGCACGUUGCUAUUGCUCAAGGUAACGUUAAAACUCUCAAAUAUUUGGUUAAAAAAGGUGCUGAUGUAAAUGGAAGGGAUUGUGACGGUAUGACAGUUCUGCGCACUGCUGUUGCUCAAAAUGAAAUGCAAUUUGUAAAAUAUUUAGUUGAACAUGGAGCCGAAGUAAAUGGAGAGGAUACUGACGGUAUGACAGUUCUUCACAUUGCUGUUGGCACAGGUUCUUUACGCAUUGUCAAAUAUUUAGUUGAAAAACAUGCUGAUGUAAAUGGUAAGAAUACUGACGGUAGGACAGUCUUGCACAUUGCUGUUGCUGCAGGUCGUUUAGACAUUGUUAAGUAUUUAGUUAAACAAGGUUCUGAUGUAAAUGCCAAGAAUAAUCGUGGAAAGACGGUUUUGGAGGUCGCUGCUAUCAAAGGUGCACUAGAUAUUGUAAAAUAUUUGGUUCAAAACGGUGUUAAGGUAACAGGCAAUGAUAAUUGGGGGAACGCAGCAUUGCACGCUGCUGUUCUUUUUCUUCACUCUGACAUUGCCGAUUAUUUAGUGGAACAGGGUGUUGAUGUAAACAGCAAGGAUACUGAAGGGAGGACAGUUCUUCACACUGCGGUUGCUCAAGGUAAACUUGACAUUGUGAAAUAUUUAGUGAAACAAGGUGCUGAUUUAAACAGCAAGGAUACCGACGGAAGGACAGUUCUUUACCCUGCGGUUGCUCAAGGUGAACUUGGCAUUGUGAAAUAUUUAGUUGGACUUGGUGCUGACGUAAAUGGAAGAGAUAUUAAGAAGAAAACUGUUCUGCACGUUGCUAUUGCUCAAGGAAAAGUUAACACUGCCGCAUAUUUGGUUAAAAAAGGUGCAGACGUAAAUGGAGAGGAUGCUGACGGGAUGACUGUUCUGUGCAUUGCUGUUGCUCAAGGUCAAAUUGACAUUGUGAAAUGCUUAGUUGAACAUGGUGCCAACGUAAAUGGAAAGGAUACUGAUGGUAUGACAGUUCUUCAUAUUGCUGUUGCCACAGGUUCUUUACGCAUUGUCAAAUGUUUAGUUGAUAAUCGUGCUGAUGUAAAUGGUAAGAAUACUGACGGUAGGACAGUUUUGCACAUUGCUGUUGCUGCAGGUCAUUCAGACAUUGUUAAGUAUUUAGUUGAACAAGGUUCUGAUGUAAAUGCCAAGAAUAAUCGUGGGAAGACAGUUUUGGAGGUCGCUGCUAUCAAAGGUGCACUAGAUAUUGUAAAAUAUUUAGUUGAAAACGGUGUUAAGGUAACAGGCAAUGAUAAUUGGGGGAACGCAGCAUUGCACGCUGCUGUUCUUUUUCUUUACUCUGACAUUGCCGAAUAUUUAGUGGAACAGGGUGUUGAUGUAAAAAGCAAGGAUACUAAAGGGAGGACAGUUCUUCACACUGCGGUUGCUCAAGGUCAACUUAAAAUUGUCAAAUAUUUAGUUGAACAGGAACAGGGUGUUGAUGUAAACAGUAAGGAUAAUGAAGGGAGGACAGUUCUUCACAUUGCAGUUGCUCAAGAUAAACUUGACAUUGUCAAAUAUUUAGUUGAGCGAGGUGCUGACGUAAAUGGAGAGAAUAGUCUCGGGGAAACAGUCCUGCAAACUGCUAUUGUUAAAGGUGCACCAGACAUUAUCGAAUAUUUAGUUAAAAUGGAUGCAGAUGUAACUCUUGAAAGUCUUAGAGAUGACAUCGUGAAGAUGGCUGUUGUAGAAAAUGCUGUAGACUUGCUCCAUUUUUUGAUUGAAAAGAACAUCGCUGUUGGAAAAUCAGGACCAUUCCUCGUUGAAGGAAUAAAAAUGAGUCCUCUGGAAUAUAGUAUUCAUCUUGGCCGCGAUGAGAUUACAACUAUACUUAAAAAUAAAAUCUCCGUGAAACAUCGUGAGAAAAUUCAAAUGUUGAAAGUAAUGAAUUGCAACCAGUUGAAAGGGAAUGCUGUACCACUGCAGACAUUUGUGGCGAAGAAUCAAUUAAAAAUUGGCGCUGGUGGUUUUUCGUGUGUCUAUGUCGGUCUGAUGAAGGAUGGAAGUGAAGUUGCUGUUAAGAGAAUUUUGGUGCAAAGUGAGGACGAAACAGUCGAAAACGAAAAGGAAAUUAUGACUCUUAUUAUGAAGACAGACAACUCUCCUUUUAUAGUGAACUAUCGUCAUUUUCACCGUGACGAUACCUUCAUGUAUCUUAUUGUUGAUCUUUGCGAAGAAACCUUGAGGGAACUUGUUCAUGCAUGCAGUAUUGAAUAUCUACAAGAGGAAGGUCCACGAAUGAUUUGGGAAAUUCUAUCUGGACUUGAAUUUCUUCACGGUAAAGGAAUAUUGCACAGAGAUCUAAAACCAUCAAACGUCCUGGUUGAUAUACAUGGCCACAUAAAAUUGGCAGACUUUGGGGUUAGCCGUAUUCUACAUGACGACGAAACGACAAUUGAAACAGAUGCUAGAGGUACUCGUGGAUGGGUGCCGCCUGAAGUAAUUUGUGGAAUAGUAAGAAGGGAAAAAGGUCGUUUCAAAAGGAAAUCGGAUGUCCAGGUGGCAGGUAUGAUUUCGUUUUUCAUCUUAACUAAAGGUGAACAUCCUUUUGGCUCCGAGUUGGAACGAAUGAAAAAUAUUUUAGAAGGAAAUUAUGUCAAUUUAAAUAAACUGGAUAAUUGCGAAGCUCAAACGUUUGUGAUGUGGCUGAUUAAUCACAAGAUCGAUGAUAGACCUUAUGCAGAUGAAGCACUAAGACAUUCUUUCAUAAACCGAGACUGAUACAAUUCAAAAUAAAGUUUGAAUUUGGCCACAUGCGGACAAUUCAAAUGCAAGAUUUAAACUUUCCAAGUAACCUACUUAGUUUCCAAAAUACAAAAGAGUGCAGUUCCAAUCUUAGUUGUAAGCGUGUUUGUUAAAGCUUGGUAGAUUUACCAAUUGAGUGUUGAUGUAUAUUGAAUGUAAAAUGGAAAUCAUUAUCAUAGUGUUUUCAUCAUUUUUAAUAUGUUAAUUCAAUAGUUUUUAUAACAGGGAUUACAUUCUGUCCAUUGCCUCUGCAUU